Microtus ochrogaster (prairie vole) is the source of this 5381-nucleotide messenger RNA. It is a transcript of the gene Sft2d2, whose product is annotated as SFT2 domain containing 2. Gene Ontology annotation, biological process: vesicle-mediated transport. Gene Ontology annotation, cellular component: membrane. Lineage: Eukaryota; Metazoa; Chordata; Mammalia; Rodentia; Cricetidae. The record is from RefSeq and is a predicted model, not a curated record.
CGCGGAGCUAAGGCGACAGGCGGCGGCUGGGGGCCGACAUGGACAAGCUGAAGAAGGUGCUGAGCGGCCAGGACACCGAGGACCGCAGCGGUCUGUCCGAGGUUGUGGAGGCAUCAACGCUGAGCUGGGGCACCAGAAUAAAAGGCUUCAUCGCAUGUUUUGCUAUAGGAAUCCUCUGCUCACUGCUGGGUACUUUUCUGCUGUGGGUGCCCAGGAAAGGAUUGAGCCUCUUUGCAGUGUUUUACACCUUGGGUAACAUGGCAUCAAUUGGGAGUACCGCCUUCCUCAUGGGGCCAUUGAAGCAGCUGAAGCGCAUGUUUGAGCCUACGCGUCUGAUUGCCACAAUCCUGGUGCUGUUGUGUUUUGCACUUACCCUGUGUUCUGCCUUUUGGUGGCAUAAAAACGCACUAGCGCUCAUCUUCUGCAUUUUGCAGUCUUUGGCCUUGACAUGGUAUAGCCUUUCCUUCAUACCAUAUGCAAGGGAUGCUGUGAAGAAGUGCUUUGCUGUGUGUCUUACAUAAUGCAUGGCAGUCUGCAGAGAGCGCCGCGGACGGAAGCUGGUGGACCGUCUUGGAAAUGCCCUCUGGACUCCGUCUCACAGACACAUGCCUUUCACUUGCAGCAACGUGGUGUUUGCAAUUUGGACAUUUUUGAGGGUUGCCCAUGGGAGCAGUCAUGAAUCCUAAACCCCAGUGUCUGUAGCACAAUGUGAGGUUCUGUGGCUAGUGUAGGGGACUCUUCCUUGUGACCAUUUUCCUCUCUGGAUGGCAUCCCACCAAGUUCUCGCAGAUCAGACUUUGUUUAAUAGCAGCAGAUAAGCUGCAGGAGCCACUGAUUCCCAGGUGGUGGCAGGAAGGCCUAGCAGAUAUUAUAGGGUUCAGCAGGAAGGGCAGAAUUUUGAAGAUUUGCCCCUCACCAAGGAAACCAUUGUCACCACCUCACACAGUAUCAUCCCUGGUGUUUCUGCCCUUCCUGCAACCCUGGAGAGCCUGCCCUGGGCACACUGCCCUCCUGUGGACUGCACCGUCUUGUUCAAUCACAACUGGCUAUGGAAUGUCUUUUCUAGUGUUGAGUGGGAUUCUUUCUCUUGCCCUCCCCCUCCCAUGUCUCUUGUCUUGUGAUCUUGGGACACUGCUUGAUCGAGAGUGAAGUAGUGGCCUAAAGAACUAUUUGCUUUUGGACAGGAGCCACCAGAAAGUGAAAAACCUUCAUGUUCCCUGCUCUGUUUAUUUUUCUUCAUUAUUUAUAAAUGUUUACUUUUAUUGAUUGUAUUUUCCGUUCUUCACUGGAGUUGGGCCAAGGAAAGUGCAUGGGAAGACAGAUCCCUUGUGGGGCCAGCAGGAAGUAGGCAUGCCAGCCAAGUGACGGUCAGUGCUCCGGCGUUGACACUAAGCCUGAGUGUCACUGCAAAGACAGCAGCCCGCAGGUGGUCAUGUCUCAGCCUAUGCCUAGCCAUACACACAGUGUUCUUGUGUUGAUGAUCUUAUCUGGUCCUCAUGGGAGCCAUGUGAGGAAGCAGGAUUGUUGUCUCACUGUACAGUCAAAGGACCAAGGCUCAGAUGGGUUCCAUGUCACCUGACCAUAGCUGUGACAGGGUCAAGCCAGAGUCCUUGUCUCCUUCGUGAUGGCAGCUCUGGUCAUCUCUCAUAACCCUUUCCUUGUUUUGAUCAUCCUAGCCUGUGCCUUUUCUGGUUUCAGCAUCUAUGUUACCUGUGCCAUGCUCUAUCUGUUCCCCCAUCUCACUUUUUGCAGCUUCCCUCUGCAUCUAUAGGAUGGCCACCAUCCCGUGUCACCUGCAGCUGCUCUUUGCUUCCCAGGCACCGUCAGAGUUCCUGGUAAUCCAGGUUUACCCUUUGCUCUUUGUGCAAGGCCAGAUCUACUCCGACCUCUGCUCUGCCACCCCCAGACCACAGGUGGUGAGCACUCAUCGCUUUGGUCGUGUGGCCAGUUGCUGAACUGUGCCUAGUAACUCUGUCUUUUCCUCUGAGGGGAGAAGAAUGGAUAGACAGAUUAGGGCAGAGGGCAGCCCAGCCAUUCCAGAUUCUUUCCAUGCUGCUGAGGUACCUGUGAGGUCUUCAGCCUUUCUUUAGUCAGGAAAGAAAGUUAUAUACUCCCCUCUGGCUUUUUGAGGCACAUUCAUAUCCUAGGAGCCUUGGGAAUCAGUUCGGGUCUCAGACUGGCUUAGGUGUCAGAAGGAACAUGAGGAGUUUAAGGGUGCCCGUGGUGCGUAGCUGACAUGAGGCUAGGCUUGUUGCUUCAAGCUCCAACCAUCUUGGAGUCAUGCACCUGAAAGGCUGACCCCUCCAUGCCCUUGUAAGUGACUGGACUUGAGUCCAAGUACCUUUUAAAGAUGUUAGAAGGGCUGAAUAGCUUACUGUGUGAAUGUGGGCAGAUCUGGGUGUGAGCUGUGGUCCGGUCACAUGUUGGUUGAGUCCUUUGAAGUUACCUAAUGUGGUUCCUCAAUUUCCCUGUUUCAAAAUAGUGGGCUGACAAGUCGUGCUGGAUUGUGGGAGGAUGCCAGGGACAGAUGACUGUAUCACGUGCUUGGUAGGGAGCCAAGCAGAGGGUCUGUGCAAUAACCGAUGACCCCUAACACUGGUGGGAUGAAUGCUGGGGCAGCGAUCUGCUUAGCAUACUUAAUAUUGGUACGUUGCUGAACCAAUGUAUCUGCCGUACAUUAUCUCAUUGACUGCCAGGUGAGAGAAACUGCCUCCGUCAUCAUAAAGCAGUAGCUGCCUCAGUUGCUCCCAGUAGCAGGGCAUCAGUGAGAAGGCUCUCGGUGGGAGAUUGUGUCUUAGAUAAUCGACAGCGGGUGGCCAGUUUGCCGCAGCAGCUUGACUCUGGACACAUUUAAGCAUCUUUUGGAUGAUCAUCCUCCAGUAUCCUCCAGACUUCCAGAUUUCGUCUUUAGUUGUCUUAUCCUUUGGUUGUUUCCUCUCCUGCCUUUACUGGACUGUGGAAGGAAGAAAUCCAUUUCAAAUCUGCUAAAGUCUUGUACCAAGCCAACAGCAUUGAUUAGAAGCAACUUAGGGAGGGAGGCUGAAGUGGAGAAUUAGGGCCUCUGGUGCUGACUGGUGGGAGUGUCUGUGUCUUCUCCCCUCCUUCAUACUCCUCAGUCCAUUGCCUGGUGAGGGGGCACCACUGUGUUUGGGGAGUGAUGAAAACCGCUGAGUGACCUUUGUAGAGGGGAAUGUGAUGCUCAGUCGGGCUGGCUUUCCAGGUUUGGGACGCCUCUGGCCCGAGUGCUGUCUUCCCUGGGCUGUGGUCAGUAGAGUGCUGCACUCAGAACCAUUGUGCUUUCUGGACCAGGAGAGUAGCUUAGGGUCCCCGUGGCCCCCUCUGCCCCAGGCUGACUAUUGGGACACUGUGAAGGUGGAUUCCUGCUUACUGAAUUAUCUCUCUCGCAGACUGACAGGCUUCCCUUUUCAUAGACCAAGCCCUGAGGAAGCUUUUGUCUCUCCUGCUCCCCUGUCUGGCUGCUGCUCAGACCCCAACUCCCGGCAUCUUGUCUUAGAGAAGGGGAAAUCCCACUCCCCGCUCAGCAUUUUCACUGUGGAGAUCGUUGCAGUGCUGGGUGUCUAUGUUACUCUCAUGGUGACUUUGUGCCACCUUCCUUCCACAUAGUCACUUUAGGCCAAGAGAAUAGGGAAUGAAAUCAAGAAAUGCAUUCCAUAUAAAAAUUACUUUUUAAUGCUCUAGUGCAGUAGAUAAUUAGCAGCGGGGCAGUGUCUGAAGCGUGGAGGCUACACUUGUUUGGGGCUCGUUUUUGCUAUCCCCAUAGGUGAUGAGUGUUGCAGUGGACAGGAUGAGACUUGGUGGAAUGAAUUGGGCAACUGAGGUGCACCCUCAGUUCCUCUCUGUGGAGUUCCUCUCUGGUGGGCACCCACCCUCUGUUUACUCUUCCUUCUCUCUCUGUUCUACUCUUCUCGUUAGAGUCACUUACAUACACUUCACAACCACGCCUAAAACUGAUUUCCUGCUAAUUAAAGAAAAAAGGAAGGCCAGUGUUUAAAAACGGUAUGAAGAUGUUUGCUAGGCCUUGUGGCAGGUUUUGCUUUUAGUUCUUCUUUUCUAAGUGCAGUAUGUGCUAUACCUCACAGAUAAUAUCCUCUUAAAAGUAAAGGAGCUGUAGCUGAAAUUCAGUGCAGGCACCCGUCUGUGUGUCUUUGUAUCUGGAAGGCCAAUCGCUUAGGAAAAGGGUGCUGAUGUGAUCUUGAAGUACCUGCCAAUUCAUGAUUUUAUGAUAUUUUGAGAUCUUGCGUGUUUUUAGGCUAGUGAGCAGAGACGUGCAGUGGAGUUUGUUUGAUCUCAGUUCAGGGUGGGGUUUAUAGUUCCACUUUGAGUAUUUCCAGCCCUGCUGUGACAAAGUGUGAAGCACUUGAAGUAGCUACUGCUUAAGCUGUGCCACCAGCGUGCCAGGCUUCUGUUGCAGUGUGGCAGACGGUAAGUGGCAGAGCCUUAGUAACAUAAGUUGACGACAUAAAAUGACAUCCAUCCUAGCAGGAGCUGGUAACUGACUGCUAGGCUUGGACAUGUACAAAGUGAGUUUCUGCAGGUUGGCUGAUCUGAAACUAAGGAAAAAUAGGUCCAGUAGAUAGAGAUUCUGUUAGAGAUGGGAGAGGUCAACCCAUGGUAUCCUAACUAACACUGUAUGCUGUGUACUCAGAUAAUGCUACUACAUGCUUGCUUAGAAUGCAUGUAGUCUUGGGUUCAAUCUCUAGAAGUGCAUGCACUGGCCAUGGUGGUAGAGGAUCUGGAGUACAUUAGACCCUAUGUUAAAAAAAUUAGGAAAAAAAAUCAAAUGAAGUCUCAAGUUUGGGCUCUUGCACAUGGCUCUUGUCUGUUAAAUGUCCAGCAUUUUUUCCCUGGCCUUUUCUAUUGUGUUUGCUUAACUUGAAUAAGGAAAGGGGGGAAAAUAGCCCCCUGAGCCCUGCCUUUUCAAUUUUAUUGUGAAAUCGAUAGUGAGGGCGUGCAGAAGCCUAUGAUGGAGGCACUCUUAUCCUUGCGGCUUUGGCCACCUGGGCGCACUGCACAGCAGUGAACCAAAUCCAGAAUGCUCAUGGUGAAUUUGUAUGCCUUCAGAACAUUGUACCUGUUCUGAUACAGUGAACUUUAAAACACUUUGUUAAAACAAAUGAAACCAUUUUUAUAAUUGUGUAGCUGUAGUUGAUUUUGAAUGUUACUAAUUGCAUACCUGAAUUUUUAUAUUCAAAAAUACAUUUUUGAGCACUGCCUUAUCUAUCUUAAGGAUCUGUUUCAUAUAAUAUUUUCUUUUGCUAACUUAUUUCAAAGAGAAAGAGUGUUGCUAGAGGGCUAUCUCUCCCUUUCACAGUUUUUUCCCCCUGUUUCUUUUCGCCAAUAAACAUAGCAUCGUGAUCUUU